Colletotrichum abscissum is the source of this 972-nucleotide messenger RNA. Its product is annotated as dihydrodipicolinate synthetase. Lineage: Eukaryota; Fungi; Ascomycota; Sordariomycetes; Glomerellales; Glomerellaceae. Bases 1 to 972 code for a protein of 323 amino acids. The record is from RefSeq and is a predicted model, not a curated record. The transcript has a single exon. Gene Ontology annotation, molecular function: 4-hydroxy-tetrahydrodipicolinate synthase activity.
AUGACCGUCUCCAACGGAAGCAGUGGCGCUCGCCGCCCCCUCCCCGUCGGCAUCUACGCCCCCACCAUGACCUUCUUCGACCCCGAGACGGAAGAUCUCGACAUCCCUACCAUCAAGAAGCACGCCGAGCGCCUGGCCAAGGCUGGUCUUGCCGGUCUGGUCGUCAUGGGUUCCAACGGAGAGGCUGCCCACUGCACACGCGAGGAGAAGCUGGCCGUGACCAAGGCCACCCGUGAGGCUCUUGACGCUGCCGGCUUCCAGAGCACCCCCAUCAUUCUCGGUGCCACCGAGGGCAGUGUCCGCGGCACCAUUGAGCUCUCCAAGGCCGCCCUCGAGGUCGGCGCCGACUACUCCCUCAUCCUUCCCCCCUCGUACUUCCGCGCCCAAAUGGACGAGCAGGCCAUCUACGACUACUUCAUCGCCGUCGCCGACCAGAGCCCCAUCCCCCUUGUCCUCUACAACUACCCCGGCGCCGUCUCCGGCAUCGACAUGGACAGCGACCUGCUCAUCAAGCUGGCGGAGCACCCCAACAUCGUCGGCACAAAGUUCACCUGCGGCAACACGGGCAAGCUCACCCGCGUAGCCCUCGCCACCAACGCAAAGACCCCUUGGUCAGAAGGCUCCGGCUACAUGGCCUUUGGCGGCAUAUGCGACUUCACGGCCCAGACCCUCGCCAGCGGCGGCAGCGGCAUCAUCGCCGGCGGUGCCAAUGUCAUGCCCAAGGUCUGCGUCAAGGUGUGGAACCUCUACUCGGAGGGCAAGAGGGACGAGGCCAUUGAGCUCCAGAAGAAGCUCAGCCGGGGCGACUGGUUCCUGACAAAGGCUGCCAUCGCGGGCACCAAGGGCGCCAUCCAGAGCUACUACGGCUACGGAGGCUUCCCAAGACGGCCUCUGAGACGUCUGGAGAAGGCCCGUACCCUUUCUAUUGAGGAGGGCAUCAAGGAGGUCAUGGACAUUGAGAACUCCCUCUAA